UGAAGAAUUAAGAAGAACUAUAUCUUGAUUUCAUGCAAUGUAACAAAUACCUAAAUUCACAAAGAUGCAGCGUUUGUUACCUCUUAGGAUUACGAUUAGAGACUGUUUCGUUUUAAUUUUAUUAAUUAUAUUUAAUACAAUUCAUGUAACUGAUAUGGCCAAUAAUAACAUGGAUAUCCAGAGUAAGGAAAAUAAGUUAAAAGGAGAUACAGGAGAUAAAGCUAUUAACUUCAGUGGCAGUGAUGAUUAUUUGAAAAGUUGUCCAACAUUAGAACAAGAAGUUCCAGAUUGUGCUGUACUCAAUUAUCCUUGCAUAACUUGUGACAGAAGUAUUGACUGUAUCUACGGAAACUUGUACAAUUAUACUUGUUUCGUAAAACCAAAAAUUGUAUGCAAUGGUUCCAAGACAUUUAACAGAACAUCAAUGUGUCGCUUUUGCUAUCAAACAGACAAAUGGGAACAUCGCUGUGAUCAAAAAGCUAAUUGCAAUUCUUUGGCAUCACCUUUAAAAUAUUAUACAACAAACUGUACUGUGUCAGAUGAUAUAAUUUGUUUGGGUAAACGAAGAUUCUUGAAGAAAAUAAGAUGUUCAUGGACAGCAGGAACACGGUGGGGCACAGCUCUUAUACUUGCAUUAACAUUAGGUGGCUUUGGUGCAGACAGAUUUUAUCUCGGACAUUGGCAAGAGGGGAUAGGAAAGUUAUUCAGUUUUGGUGGAUUAGGAGUAUGGACAUUAGUUGAUGCUUUGUUGAUUGGAAUUCACCAUCUUGGGCCUGCUGAUGGCUCAUUGUAUAUCUAAGGCAUAUUAUAAUGUUUAAGAUUUAAUAAAAACUUACAAAACCAUUGAAGUGGAUCAAAAUGGCAAGAUCAAAAACUACCCACACUAUUUUCCUUUGCGCUA
Papilio machaon (common yellow swallowtail) is the source of this 901-nucleotide messenger RNA. RefSeq names its product TM2 domain-containing protein almondex (gene amx). The record is from RefSeq and is a predicted model, not a curated record. The coding region runs from base 65 to 799 and encodes 244 amino acids. NCBI's taxonomy places the organism in Eukaryota, Metazoa, Arthropoda, Insecta, Lepidoptera, Papilionidae. The transcript has 4 exons.